GACAUCUUGCCAUUCUACAAAUCACUACCAUGUCUCGCCAUCAUCCCGACCUAGUAAUGUGCCGCAAGCAAGCGGGCAUCUCCAUUGGCCGGCUCUGCGACAAGUGCGACGGCAAGUGUCCCGUGUGCGAUUCUUACGUGCGCCCAACGACGCUCGUGCGCAUCUGCGACGAGUGCAGCUUCGGCAACUACCAGAACAAGUGCGUCGUGUGCGGCGGCGAGGGCAUCUCGGACGCCUUCUACUGCUUCGAAUGCACGCGUCUGGAGAAGGACAGGGACGGGUGUCCCAAGAUCAUCAACCUGGGCAGCUCAAGGACAGAUCUGUUUUACCAAAAGAAGACAAAUCGUACGGGGUUCUAGUCAUGGUGUGGUCCGGGUCCGGGCGCUUCUCUCCUCGAGCUGUUCGCUGGAAAUAUACCGGUCUAGGAGUUAAGGGGCCAUCUUGAUUUGACGGCGUUGUGGCGUUCGGGGCGG
This is a messenger RNA of Parathielavia appendiculata, 473 nucleotides long. RefSeq names its product PHF5-like protein. The transcript is spliced from 3 exons. Gene Ontology annotation, cellular component: precatalytic spliceosome; U2 snRNP; catalytic step 2 spliceosome. NCBI's taxonomy places the organism in Eukaryota, Fungi, Ascomycota, Sordariomycetes, Sordariales, Chaetomiaceae. The record is from RefSeq and is a predicted model, not a curated record. Gene Ontology annotation, biological process: mRNA splicing, via spliceosome. Bases 30 to 359 code for a protein of 109 amino acids.